Messenger RNA from Rhipicephalus microplus (southern cattle tick), 1743 nucleotides. Its product is annotated as steroid 17-alpha-hydroxylase/17,20 lyase. NCBI's taxonomy places the organism in Eukaryota, Metazoa, Arthropoda, Arachnida, Ixodida, Ixodidae. Gene Ontology annotation, molecular function: oxidoreductase activity, acting on paired donors, with incorporation or reduction of molecular oxygen; heme binding; monooxygenase activity. The record is from RefSeq and is a predicted model, not a curated record.
UUCGUUAGCCGGCUCGACUCGCAGACUUUGCUGCAGAGCAUAAAACUAGAGGCAAAUGCUGGAGUGACUAAUCAAGUACAGCAACUAGACGCGUUCUGGGAUCACUUGUGCGCGAGCGUCGUUGGAGCGCAAGCAUUUUCUGCGCAUAUCUUCAUCGGUGUUUGUAGUCAGGGACCAAGGCCUUCAACGUAUGUGAGAAACGCAGACAUGACCACUACCUGGUGCUUAUCCUCCCUUAUGGAUUGGCGAUGGGUCACAACCGCGUUGGUCUUCAUAGUGACGUACCUGUUGGGUCGCUUCUACCACCAUGUGUCCAGGUACCCGAAGGGACCCUUCCCACUUCCCCUUGUGGGUAACAUGCUGGCCUUGCGCAACGUGACCGACCUGCACGCAAAGUCAACCGAAUUGUCGAAGACGUACGGCGACGUCUUCACCUUGUGGAUGGCCCACAGGCCUAUGGUGAUGCUGAACAGCUACGCUGUUAUUCGGGAAGCACUGGUGGAGAGGCGACAUGAUUUCGCCGGCCGCUUUCCGACUAGAACAGCUGUGUUGCAAAACCAAGGCAACCACGAUAUCGUGUUCGAGGAUUACAACCCCCACUGGAAGGCUCUUCGGAAAGUGGCUUUGUCAGCGGUGAGAAAGUACGCGGUCAGUGAGUCUCUGGAACAUCUUUGUGCCGACAUUGUGGACGCCUUUGUGGAUUCCUUAGAAGAAGGGCCACAGGUCAUGGACUUCAGGAAACCUCUCUUCUCAUUGUUCUGCAAGGUCAUAGGAGUAUCUAUAUACGGUAGAAGGCUGCACGAGGAACAAGAUGACAUCGAACGCCUGGAGAACAUCAACCACCGGUUCUACGAAAUCUCACCCAACGGCCUGCCCAGCGAUAUCGCUCCCUUUCUGGCCAUUCUUUAUCUCAGGACAGAGAAAAAGAUGGCAGCGGUGUUCCGCGAACUCGGGGAGAUUCUUCACAGGCUCUUCUCGAAAGCCGAGGCUAACUACAUCCCAGGUAGCGUCGAGAACUUCACACACGCUAUGCUGGCCGCCCGAGAGGAAGCCAUCAAGGAGGACAAAGCUGAUGCGCAGUACCUGACCAAACCCAGCAUGAUCCUUGCUACAGUGAACCUCUUCAACGCUGGAUCGAACACAUCGACGGGCACACUUCAGUGGCUGCUGCUACGAAUAGCAACAGAAGAAAGCCUUCAAGCCAGGAUUCGAAAAGAAAUAGAAGACAACAUAGGGAGCCGGCCACCCGCGUACGGGGACCGUGAGAAACUUCCUUUCACCAUCGCCUGUCUGCUAGAAACACUGAGGAUGCACCCCGCAACGCCUCUCGGAAUACCGCAUAAUACAACCACAGACACUCGAGUCGGCAAGUGGGACAUACCCAAGGACACAGGAAUGUUGUACAACAUCUACGCCGUGCACCAUGACCCAAAGAACUGGGAGGAGCCCGAGGAGUUCCGUCCCGAACGGUUCCUCGAUCCCGUGACGGGAAAAGUGUGCACCGACGUUGGUCCUCUGAUCACCUUCGGUCAGGGAGCCCGCAGCUGCCCGGGAGAGAAGUUGGCAAAAAUGGACGUGUUCUACAUUUUCGUACGACUCGUACAGAGGCUCACCGUUAGUGUGCCUAGCGCGUCCUCGGACGUAAACUGGAACGGAAAGGGUUCGAGCUUGUUCUUGCACCCUGCUCGGCAAAAUAUUGUAUACACGAGAAGACGCUAAAUACACUUCGUACUAUACACAAAU